Messenger RNA from Fusarium fujikuroi IMI 58289, 1185 nucleotides. RefSeq lists its product as uncharacterized. The record is from RefSeq and is a predicted model, not a curated record. Bases 1 to 1185 code for a protein of 394 amino acids. Gene Ontology annotation, biological process: coenzyme A biosynthetic process. The transcript has a single exon. Gene Ontology annotation, molecular function: dephospho-CoA kinase activity. Lineage: Eukaryota; Fungi; Ascomycota; Sordariomycetes; Hypocreales; Nectriaceae.
AUGGCCCCAUCACUUCUUCUCCUACCGUCUCCUCCCUGCCCUCCAUCCGCAUCAACACUCUCAGCUGCCUAUCGCUCACCAUUAACAGCCGUCCUCACCAAACUCAAACAGUCACCAACUCCCCAAACUCUCAUAGUUGGCCUCGCACUUCCUCUCCUCAGCGGCUCAUCUCCCAACUCAAAGAGGAUCGCCUGGACAAAUGCCCAGUACCUCCUUGCUGGCCUUUACACUCUUACAUCCGUCAUCUGCGCCAAGGAGAAUAUUCCCGUUGACGUCGGUGCUGGAAAUGGGAGUGUGGAUGUGCGCAUUGUUCUGAUCGACCAUGAGAAGGGAAGACGCUACGAACAAGAUUUUGAUGGAGGGUUCGAGGCGAAUUGUACGGCUGUGUUGGACUUGGCUGCGUUUGCGACAAAGGUUCGACCAUGGGAAGCGGUUUACCAUCCCAGUUGUGAAGAGGGUUAUGAGUUGCUCUCCUCGUUUCUCAAACUCGCAGAGAAGAAGCAAACCUUUACUCAGAGCCAACUUGUGGCUAUCGAAGGUGGAAUCAGUUUGACGGCGGAAUCGAGUUUGUCGCCGAAAGAGCAACAAAAGGGCUUCAACACGGUUUGUCUAGGCGGCACGUUUGAUCAUCUUCACCCAGGUCACAAAUUAUUGCUUCACGCAAGCGUCCUCCUUCUCAACAUCCCGCCAAAAGACUCUGACAAGACAUGCACUCUCGUUGUGGGUAUAUCGAGCGACGAGCUUCUCGUCAAGAAGAAGUACGCUGAAGAGCUUCAAUCAUGGGAUGAACGCUCACAGACUGUCCUCUCAUUCCUCUCCACGCUUCUCGAUUACGACACAGUAUCUACAUCUCCACCAACAGAACGAACUCCUGACGAAGCAAUUGCCACUCUACGCGACGGAAGAGUCAAGGUGCGAUGCAUUAUACUUCGCGAUCCAUUUGGUCCACCAAUUCACGAGGAAGAUGCAGACGCAAUUGUUGUUUCUGCAGAGACACGUAGUGGAGGCAAAGCAAUCAACGAUCGUAGGGUUGAGAAGGGAUGGAAGCCACUCGAAGUGUUUGAGAUUGAUGUUCUGGAUGCUGACGAGGUUGGUGAUGGCGAAGUGAGCAAAACGGAUGAUUUUGCGACGAAGAUUAGUAGCACUGCGAUUAGACAACAGAGGGCUGAAGCAAAGAGACGGUGA